AUGCUGCGUUGGGGUGCUGCGGUGGAUUGUCUUGAGAACGGCAUGGUGCUGGUGAUGAAGAAGAUGAAUAGUCGCUAUACCCCGGCAGUGGAUGAGGGUAUUCAUCGAGAGGUUGGUGUCGAGAUGAGGGAGCCAGGUCCUUUAGGAUCCUCCAGAAUUCCCGCGGACGGACAGCGUCCCUGCGAGGAUGUCCCUGGUGCAUCAAGCAUCAUGUCUCGGGAUAUUUCUUAUCUCCGCAUGCUCGGGCUUCUGGCUUUGUCUUGA
This is a messenger RNA of Penicillium maclennaniae, 264 nucleotides long. RefSeq lists its product as uncharacterized. The record is from RefSeq and is a predicted model, not a curated record. The transcript is spliced from 2 exons. Bases 1 to 264 code for a protein of 87 amino acids. Lineage: Eukaryota; Fungi; Ascomycota; Eurotiomycetes; Eurotiales; Aspergillaceae.